Cooperia oncophora is the source of this 630-nucleotide messenger RNA. NCBI's taxonomy places the organism in Eukaryota, Metazoa, Nematoda, Chromadorea, Rhabditida, Trichostrongylidae. The record is from the annotation of a GenBank genome assembly.
AUGUGGCGAGCGGCUGCAGUACUCGCAGUAUUGCACUGCGUUUCUGCAUACCUCGGACCAAAAAUGGGCGAGCAGAAUCAAUGCGACGAUGGGAAGGAUGUGUCCUCCAGUCUCUUCGAGCUUAAGUCAAUAAAUGCAUCUUUCAACCCGAGAACUGAUGUUGUGUAUCACAGAUGCAUGUCGGAAAGGAUUGAAUACGAUACUUCUCCCCCACUCAGAGGCGACCACAGGCCAAACUGGGCCAAGUUUGGAGAGUAUCUGUACGUUCCCGAGCAACGAUGGCUUCAUAAUCUGGAGCAUGGUUCGAUUAUUCUACUCUACCAUCCUUGUGCCGAUCAAAACGAGUUACAAAAACUACGCAGAAUUGUUACCAAUUGUCUUUAUCGCCAUAUUAUCACGCCCUACAACAAGCUCUCUGCAAUAAGGCCGUUCGCUUUGGUAUCCUGGGGAUCGCUGUUAGAAAUGAAUCAUGUGGACGAGCGUGAGAGUAUCGCCUUCAUAAAGCAGCAUGCUCGAAACGCACCAGAAGAUUUGUCAAGAGAUGGCAUUUAUGAUGCGUUCCUCAUCCAUCACGCAACGUUUGUCAGUGAUGAGAUGGACAACAAUAUUUGUGGUUUUGCCAAAGAAUAA